CCCAACCCAUCGACAACCCUCGACUACUAACCAUCUACAGCAUUAAUCAGUCAAGAUGGUUAACCUGAGGACCCAGAAGCGCCUGGCGGCGUCCGUGCUGGGCUGCGGCCAGCGCAAGAUUUGGCUCGACCCCAACGAGGUGUCCGAGAUUUCCAACGCCAACUCCCGCCAGACGAUCCGCAAGCUCGUCUCCGAUGGCCUCAUCAUCAAGAAGCCGGUCACCAUGCACUCGCGCUCGCGUGCGCGUGAGCUGAACCUCGCCCGCCGCAUCGGCCGCCACCGCGGCUUCGGUAAGCGCAAGGGUACCGCCGAUGCCCGUAUGCCUCAGCAGGUUCUGUGGAUGCGCCGCCAGCGGGUCCUCCGCCGCCUGCUCGUCAAGUACCGCGCCAGCGGCAAGAUCGACAAGCACCUCUACCACGAGCUGUACCACCUUGCCAAGGGUAACACCUUCAAGCACAAGCGGGCGCUCGUCGAGCACAUCCACCGCGCCAAGGCGGAGAAGGCUCGCGAGAGGCAGAUCAAGGAGGAGAUGGACGCCAAGCGCGCACGCACCAAGGCUGCCCGCGAGCGCAAGCUGGAGAGGCAGGCGGCGAAGCGGAACGCGUUGCUGGGCGAGGGCGAGGAGGAAUCCAAGUAGAUUUCGUCAGGGAGCAAGUGAAAUGGACAACAUGGAUUUCUCGGCGGCCUUGCAUUCGGAGUAAUGGGUUGGGCUUCUUUUCGGGCGCGCUUUCUCUCUACGCAUCUCGGCUCCCGCACGUGGCCUCGGCCUUUUUUUGGCCGCAAGGCGCUCUCUCUUUGGUGAGGCGGCGCGGUCUCUUGACUCGAGACGUUCUGGCUUGCAUGUAUGGCAUUGAAAACGGAAUCAAUGGGUUUUCCGGUCUGAUGAGCGAAACCGCGCUUGCAGUCUGGGGUCUGGUGAUUACUGGGACCAAUGUCAAGACGAUAGAAGGGCAUGAAUAGCAGCAGGAGACCGAGAUGGAAGCAGACGCGGCAAGAUAAAAGCGCCUUGAGGCUCAAUAGCUAUAAUGACUGGAAUCCAAGUUGUCUACCUACUGCGUAGAUACAGUCU
Molecule: messenger RNA, 1069 nt
Organism: Thermothelomyces thermophilus ATCC 42464
Lineage: Eukaryota; Fungi; Ascomycota; Sordariomycetes; Sordariales; Chaetomiaceae
Exons: 4
Coding region: 56-637 (193 amino acids)
Biological process (GO): translation
Cellular component (GO): ribosome; cytosolic large ribosomal subunit
Molecular function (GO): RNA binding; structural constituent of ribosome
Source: RefSeq, a predicted model, not a curated record